Molecule: messenger RNA, 4566 nt
Organism: Saprolegnia parasitica CBS 223.65
Lineage: Eukaryota; Oomycota; Saprolegniomycetes; Saprolegniales; Saprolegniaceae
Exons: 20
Coding region: 1-4566 (1521 amino acids)
Molecular function (GO): calcium ion binding; protein binding
Source: RefSeq, a predicted model, not a curated record
AUGACUGCGGACGACGAGGACGGGACGGCGGAGCGGCUCAAGCGGCCGAUCACCGAUGCACACCCAACGCUCUAUAUAGAGACAAGAAAGGCGCAUGCUGCAGCCUCCGUCGACCUAUACUGUCUGCUCUUCAACGCGCAGGGGGAGCUCGUUGACCACGUGCCGGUGAACGGGUCACUACGAGACGGCUCGAUCGUGCAAGCGCCCCGCAAUCAGCACGGCUACCACCAGAAGAUGGUGAUAUCACUGGCCAAGGUGCACCUUGGCGUGGAUGUGAUUGGCAUCAUCCUCUCCCACGGCCACGACGUCGUGUUUGAUCCGCACAAGGUUCUCGACGACUGCGUCAUCCACUGCUCGCUACUGUCGUCCGACAUAAGCGACGCGUUUGUGGACUUUUCCGCGACCGGCAGCGACGUCGUCUGCGUCGGCACCCACUCGGCGUCAGCGUCGUCGCCAAUUCUCGUGCAAAAUGCCUUUGUCGUGGCCAAGAUCUACCGAAACAAUCACCAACGCCACACGUGGCUCUUGGACCCGAUCAACGAAGCGGUGCAAUGCAGCAGCCACUGCAUCGUGGGCCUCACGCGCGCCAUGCAGCUCUUCCUCCUCGACAUCAUUCCGGACAUUGACAUUCCCAACGUCACGUCGCUCAAGACGAUUCGAGGCAUCUGCUCGACGCUGACGCGCAUCGAGUUUUUGGAGCUCGAGGAGCUCUUUCGCAAGAACGGCAAGGGCUUGCCAAAAUCUGCGUUUGCAGAAUGCUUGGCCUUUGGUAUUAUCAAGUACCGCCCCGAGCUACGCACGGAGAAGCGGGCGACAGCCCUUCUGCGAUUGCUCUGUGAAAUGUUUGAUCAAAUUGAUAUCAACGGGGACGAGAAAGUGGACUGGGAAGAGUUCACGACGUUUUGCGCAGCAUUGGGCAUGCUCUCGACAAAGCAGUCACACGACUCGUCGGACGUCUCGGGCGUCGAAUACAUCUUCAAGCAAAUUCGCACCGCGCACACGACGCGACCGUUUCCAUACCAUAUUACCAAGAUGCGCGCCUUUGAGCAUGUGCGCAAGGUUGCGAUCCUCGAGCAAGAGAGUCCCCUUAUCGCCAUUUUCGAGAUGGACGGCACGUUUCUGCACGACAUAACCAACGUCAUGAAGACGAGCGUCAUGAAGGACGGGUUGUACAUCCUCGACAUUGAGCACAUCCCGACCCGCAACUGCUACGUCAUUUCGAGCUCGGACCGGAUCUUGACGCUCUGGAACAUUGUCAACGCUGUUAAAGGACAGUAUGUCCAGAGCGGUCGGUUCACCAACCACCACAUGGUGCGCACGGUCAAGUGGUGCGCGACGCUCAAGCUCUGCAUGACCUCGAGCUCAAAACAUACCGUGCUCUGGAACUUUGACGCGGGCAAGAUCCAGCACCGGCUACACGGCCACAGCGACCUCAUCACCGACAUUGUCGAAGUCCCAGGAGCGCCUCUGUUCCUUACCGCAUCCUACGACCAUACCGUGGCGCUCUGGGAGAUGGACCGGAUGCGAAUCGUCUACACAUUCGAAGGGCACACGCAGGGCGUGCUGCACGUGGACUGCAUUGGGAACGUCCUCGUCUCAUGUGGCUUUGAGCACCACGCUCGCGUGUGGAGUCUCGCCACUCGCAAACAACUCGUGCUAUUGACUGGCCACCACGAGAUGCUCCUGGACGCCAAGCUCGUUCGGUUCAACCUAAACACUCUUUUGUGUACCACGGGCGAUGUUGGCGGCAACUUUAAGGUCUGGGACAUCUCCCGCUGCAUCGUCGACGCCUCCAAAGAUGCCGCGGUCGUGCUCCACGUGUUUAGCGUCGGCAUUCCUGGCUGUGUCUCCCCCGUCUUUCACUCUUUUACGGUCCUUCCCCACGACCACAAACAGGAACCGCGCAACGAGCUCUGCGAGAUCUGGACCGGCACGGUCGAUGUGGUGCGCAUCGUACCGGAAGCCGUCUCGUCGACGCAAGCGCCCAUGCAGCACGUGCUCUACAACGCCCUCGCACACACGUUCACGGCCUCCGUGGGCGGCAAAAUCACCGUCUGGCGCGGCAAAGACGGCCACAUUGAGCAAGAGCCGAUCCACGUUGCGUCCGUCGAAGUGUGUGGUCUCUGCUACGACCUUCCGCGCCAGCGCAAGCUGUUUGUAUCGACCAGCGACGGCUCUAUCCACAUGUACAACCUCAUUACGGGCGAGCCCAUGAGCGAAAUCAAGGUGCACAACGGCGACGUGCUUGCCAUGAUCUAUUGCGAGCACACCAACUGCCUCAUCACAGCCGGUGGCGACGACACCCUCGCAAUUUCCUCCGACGUCAAAGGUGAGGGACGGCUGGAUACGCUCCGAACGAUCGGAAACGUCCACCGUGCUGGCAUGACAGCGUGCGCGUACUCGAGCGAGCACGGACUCAUCGUGACGGGCGACGUCAAGGGCCACAUCCGCGUGCACGAUUUUCAGCGUCUCUCACUGACGUUUCGGUGCGAAGGCCACGGCGGCGAGAUCACGGCGCUCGCCUUCCACCCGGCGACGUGCGUGCUCUUUGCCGCCGAUGCGACCGGCGACGUUUGCGUCUGGCAGCUGCUCAACGUCUUGGCCUUGUCGCAGUGCGUCAUGCGCCUCGUCGUGCCCGUCUCGACGACCUUUCUCACAACCUCUGACCCAUCGACACCGAUCGUCACGACGCUGUGCGCAACGGCCGACCAGAUUGUGGCCGGGGAUGACCACGGCCGCCUGCACGUCUGGCCGAUUCAGCUUAUGCGAAAGCAAGCCAAGGGCAUCACCAAACUCUUCUUCGAGCCGCUGCCGGCCAACAUGAUUGCGUUCGCGCGCGGUGGGUACAACCCCAACCUGCGAAUGAAGCGCACGCAGAGCGUCGCCACGUCCGACGCAAACAGCGGUGGUCACCACCAUACGGCGCACCACAAGCCGAUCAUGGGCCGUCCCGCCGUUGUCCAGAUCAAGGCGCCGACCACCUGGGUCGCGCAUACGAGCAAAAUCUGCCACAUCGCGCCGCUCCCAAGCCCAGGGUUUGUGUUUUCCGCAGACGACACGGGCGUGCGCCUCUGGAGCGUCGACGGCGAUUGCCUCGGAGUCCUCGACCGCAAGCGCAGCAGUGGCGUCGAGACCGGAAGUUCCGAAGCGAGCAUUCCGUGGAAGUACCGCCUGAGUCCAACCUCGUCAGCCUUGGAGCUCUCGGCCGCCGUACAGGCCAUGUCCAAGAAUGUCCUUCGCAAAGUUGCGUCGCUAAGCGCGAAUGCAGCGACGGUGACGAGUAAUAACCCGCCGACCCAUCGCUCGAGUAUCCUACUCGACGGAUUGCACCUGCGCACGCAGAGCUACCGUCGGUGCUCGAGUCUUUUAGACUUGCGGCCCAAGUCCCGGAAGGUCUCGAUUGUCGAGAAAGAGGACGACCCAGCAUUGGCCCAUGUCAUUCAGAACGCAACCGCCGAGACUGCCUUCUCCCGUCGCUCGCUCGCGGAGGGAAUCAAAACCAACACGUUUACGCAAGACGAAGGGUUUAUCCUCGAGUGCCUCAGCCACGACGACCACGCGCGCAAGACGUACGACUCGAUCGUGUUUCCGCCGCUUUUGCUCACAAAAGCAGAACUGCGUCGGCAGCUCGAGAUGAACGCAGUGCCAAAGCUUGACGCAGACGCGGUCGACGAGCUCCCCAUGCUGCGCACGUGCGACAACUUUCUUGGCGAAGUCCGCGUGCACAAGGCCAAGAUGACGCGCUUCUCUCACGAGAUGCCGUUGGACCCAUCGCCUUUUCUGCAGACGCACUUGACAGCAAAAAAGAAAGCUCACGCCACGACACCCUUGUCAGUUCCAAAGACCCAGAAGGCGACAUCACUGCCGCAACGAAUGCAGUGGAAGCUCGACGGGUUCCUUGACCAACCAGUGCUGCCCAGUGUCGUCAAGGCUCCAGCGUCGCCAGCUCGACGCAACGCCCGGCAGUGGACCGACCCAGCCGUCGCCGCCCUCGACGCGCGCCUCGAGUCGAGCUUAGGCCAGCGUCAGACGCAGUCGACCACCGACCUCUCUCACGUCCAAGCAAACAUUUCGAGAAAGCUCACGCUCUGCGAGACGCUGCAAGGAAUGGGCGAGCGGCGAACUAAGGCCGUGGUACCGGCGACAACUCCGACGAGCCGCCGAGUCGCGACACCAGCGUCGGAGCGAACACCAGUUAUGGACAUUGUCAAAGCCGGCGGCAACCCCUUCGGACCACGCUACUCGCCAAAAGACGUGCUUGAAUUCGGCGACACGUUGCAACGCUUUGAUAAAGACCUCUCGGGGGACAUCGACAUUGACGAGUGGCUCAAGAUUAUGACGGCGCUGGGGACCAAAAAUCAUGCGAUCGAUGUGGCCGUUGCGCGCGACCUCUUCUCGACAGUCGACGAGAACGACGACGGACUCAUUUCCCACCAAGAGCUCCUCCACAUUGUGUUUCUGCAAGCGACAAAAGAACAGUUGAUGCUCAUGGAGGAGCUCAUUCGAGCGUCGCAACACCGCCAUCAGAAGACAGUGUCGCCACCAUUGACCUCACAUGACGAGUGA